UUUUUGCUGUUAAUUAUUAAUUAGGUUUGUUUAACGCUGACUGCUCAAAGGAUGAAGAUUAAGAAUUGUCUUGUGCGUAAUUUAGAAGCAGUGGAGACAUUAGGAUCAACCUCUGUUAUAUGUUCAGAUAAAACUGGGACACUCACUCAAAACAGAAUGACAGUUGCUCACAUGUGGUAUGAUGGUAAAGUGUUUGGUGCUAAUACAGAUGAGACUCCAAAUAACCCACUGAUAACUAGAAGAGAUAUGACUCCAACAUGGAAUUAUUUAGCAAACAUCAUUGGUCUAUGUAACAGAGCUUAUUUUAAGGAAAAUCAAACUGGAAUUAAUAUACUAGACAAAGAGUGUAUUGGUGACGCGUCUGAGUCAGCUUUAUUGAAGUGUUAUGAGUUGGAGGUCGGAAGUGCUCUAGUUUUACGAAAUAAGUAUAUCAAGAAAUCUGAAAUACCUUUCAACUCUACCAACAAAUUUCAAGUAUCUGUACAUGAUGAUCCUGAAACUGAUGGUCAUUUACUAGUAAUGAAAGGGGCACCUGAAAGGAUAUUGUCUCGUUGUACAACAUAUUUAUUAGAUGGAGAGGAGAUGCAGGUUACUAAUGACUUUAGUAAGGAUUUUAAUGAUGCUUAUAUGGAGUUAGGCGGAAUGGGAGAAAGAGUUUUAGGUUUCUGCAUGUUACAGUUACCUGGUGAGACAUUUCCGAAAGGUUUUGAAUUCAACAACGAAGAGGUUAAUUUUCCAUUGGAGGGUCUGUGUUUCGUUGGUUUGGUCUCAAUGUUAGAUCCUCCGCGGUCCAAUGUACCGUUAGCCGUUAGUAAGUGCCGGACCGCGGGUAUUAAAGUGAUAAUGGUCACUGGCGAUCACCCUAUCACUGCUAAAGCCAUUGCCAAAUCAGUCGGAAUCAUAAGUGAAGGUAGUUUGACUCCUGAAGAUGUUGCUGAAGCCGAGACUAUAACAAUAAAUGAGAUAAGAGCAAAGUAACACCAUAAACUGUCAAAUUUACCUUGAAUUUCACCUCAACACUUGUUGUACCCACACACACACACACAUAC
This is a messenger RNA of Amphimedon queenslandica, 1049 nucleotides long. Its product is annotated as sodium/potassium-transporting ATPase subunit alpha-1-like. Gene Ontology annotation, cellular component: plasma membrane. Bases 52 to 978 code for a protein of 308 amino acids. Gene Ontology annotation, molecular function: P-type sodium:potassium-exchanging transporter activity; nucleotide binding. Gene Ontology annotation, biological process: intracellular potassium ion homeostasis; intracellular sodium ion homeostasis; potassium ion import across plasma membrane. The record is from RefSeq and is a predicted model, not a curated record. Lineage: Eukaryota; Metazoa; Porifera; Demospongiae; Haplosclerida; Niphatidae. The transcript is spliced from 10 exons.